Drosophila takahashii is the source of this 734-nucleotide messenger RNA. It is a transcript of the gene t-cup, whose product is annotated as tetleys-cup. The record is from RefSeq and is a predicted model, not a curated record. Lineage: Eukaryota; Metazoa; Arthropoda; Insecta; Diptera; Drosophilidae. Gene Ontology annotation, cellular component: membrane; endomembrane system.
AUGAAUGAAGAGCUAGCAGACUUGGGCUGUAUGGUCAGCAUUGUGUUGACCUUCUGUGCGGCUGUCUUGGGAUAUUUAUACGUCUAUCACUAUCAACUGAGAACUGGUAAACGCAGUCAGCUGCUGGAUGUUACCAGGUUGUCUGCUACCGAUCUGCCUGAUUUACCACCAAUAAAACUGACCCUGGAUCAGUUGUUGGGUUUCGAUGGGACUCGAAGUGAUGGAAGAAUACUGGUGGCGCUGAGAGGAAAGAUAUACGACGUGUCCAGUGAUUUUCCAGAAUUUGGAUUGAAUGGCACCCUGUCUCAUGUGGCUGGCAGGGAUUUCACUUAUUAUCUCACGACGAUAAUGGAAAUGCACAACUCAGAGGUCAACUAUGUGGAUCGUUGGGAGGACAUUCUGGAGACGAAUUACUCUCGUGUCGGCAUUGUAAUCGAUGACCUGGGCAAUCCUCUAAUCGAAACAUUUGGGAACACGGAUUAUCAAAAUACUGAAAUAGUCGAGGAGGAUCAGAAGGAAAUGGUGGAAGCAGAAAGUAUCGGUGCAACUGAUUCGGCUACUAUUAUCUCAAAUGUGAAAUUGAACAAGACACUGAAUGGCUCAUUCCUAACAGCCGAAAGUUUGCCAUCGGAUUCAAUACCACAAAAAUAUUUUGAGGAACCCAAUUCAGAUCUCAUUAUUACCGCGGAAAUAUCUGAUUGUUAAUAAUCAAAAUGAAGACUUGACUAAGGCUA